UUGCGGUGCAAUAGAGCAUCAUGUAAAAAAGUAGAAGUUAAGAGGGUAGCAGUGAAGGCAGGUCGGGUUUUCACUACCGCCUAUGGCGGCCGCGUACGUAGCGUCCCGAUGGAAUGUCUGCAACGACCAGCAUGAGCAGUCAUGCCAUGGCAGAGAAAAGGUUGGGGUUUGGGUGGCGGGGACCUUAACCGUAGCACCGAAUGGAUUCGGUGGAGCCUUUCUUGGCGCAUUGGCCGCCCUUUUGCAAGUACUUUUGAUGGUAUUCUUCGGCUUCGUAGAACACGCCCGCGGGUUCGAUCUCAGUCACGAUGGUUCUGCUCUUGAAUACCGUCGGAAGCAAGGCGACGGCGUCGAGAUGGGCCUGUUGCGCGGCCAUGGACGCUUCAGCUUGCGCCUUUUGCUCGUCGUUAUGGUAGUAAAUCCCCGACCGGUAUUGCGUCCCAAUGUCGUUCUUCUGCUGGUUCAGCGUGGUGGGAUCAUGGAUGGACCAGAACGUGUCCAGCAAGUCCUUGUACGGCAGGACGGAGCUACUGAACGUCACUUGAACAGCUUCGGCAUGUCCAGUGUCACCCCGACAGAUGUCUUUAUACGUGGGAUUGGCUGUGUGGCCAUUAGUGUACCCCACGCGGGUGUCGAGCACACCUGGUACCCGCUGAAAGUUGAGCUCGACUCCCCAAAAACAUCCCGCCGCAAACGUUGCGACGUCCACCGUCGGCGGAGUUUCCGGCUUGGGCGACGAAGACAUCAUGCAUGCAGUGGGUUGGCAUGCAAGGGACAGACCUACCAUCGACGACACCUUGGUCGCCCAUGACCGCGUUCCUGGACGUGCAAGCAUCUCCCGCUUUAACUUCGGGAAG
Molecule: messenger RNA, 857 nt
Organism: Aphanomyces invadans
Lineage: Eukaryota; Oomycota; Saprolegniomycetes; Saprolegniales; Verrucalvaceae
Exons: 1
Coding region: 83-811 (242 amino acids)
Source: RefSeq, a predicted model, not a curated record